Blumeria graminis f. sp. triticale is the source of this 1254-nucleotide messenger RNA. NCBI's taxonomy places the organism in Eukaryota, Fungi, Ascomycota, Leotiomycetes, Helotiales, Erysiphaceae. The record is from the annotation of a GenBank genome assembly.
AUGAAUACGCCACAGAAACCUUUACAAAUGCUGGACGGUCCAAUGAAGACUCCAACAGGAGCUGAAUCGCCCACUACUGCACGACCUUUUGAGCUUGAUGAUGAUGAGACCUUUGUACCAAGCCCGAUGGAAGGGGAAUCUCCUGCUCCAAGCAAACAUGAGCCGACCGAAGAGCCUCCGGCAAAACCACCAAGGCCUCUCAAUCCACUGCAGGUUGCAGAAAAUACACUUAAAGAAGCAUUUCCUAGCAUAGAUGCAUCUGUGGUAAAAGCAAUUCUACGGGCUAGCGGCGGUCAAAUUGAGCCUGCGUUUAAUGCUCUGCUUGGCAUGUCAGAUCCUGAAGCAGCUAGGGAACCAAGCCCACCUCCACAACUUUCUCGUCCAACUCAAAUAAUCGGUUCUACGCCACAGUCACAGCUCGAAUCUGACGAACGAUAUGCUCGCCAAUUGGCCGAACAAUACGAGGGCAUUGCUAGACGAGAAUUUACGGACCAAGCGCAAGAGAACGGUCAAAGCGAUCGGACGCGAGGGACAAAUAGCUUGCGAAACGAUACACAUGAAGAAUGGAGUUUUAUUGAAGAUGACCUUCCUAUAAUCAAGGACCAUUUGAAAAAAGGGUUUCUCGAAACUCAGAGUAAGGUAAAUAGCUGGAUUACAACACUGAAAAAGAAAAUUGAUGGCGAAGAUGAGGAAGAUAAUAUGCCUCAUGACUACGGAGCCUCUUAUCGGCCGCGCCGAAGCAACGAGGAUGUAAGGCGAAGUGGUGAUUACAAUCGCUAUGACGCUGAUCCCCAAGUACUUGGAGAUGAUUUUGCUGGAAUUCAAAUGAAUUCUGACGGAACUCUUGCUCGUCCUAUUACCGACCGUAUCGCUGACCAAAUGUUAUUUGAGCCUCAACCAGCGAUAGCAAAAGUGUCUAACAAUCGAGCAAUUUCAGAUCAAGGCACCAUUUCAAGCGAAAAGGACAUUUACAAUGCCUCCCCAAAACCUACCAUAAAUUCUGCUCCUAUUAAGCAAAGUAAAUGGCAACCUCUAUCCAGUGCCAAAUCUAAAGUUGUCGGUGAAACAGAUAACGAUCCCUUCAGCCUGGGGGAUAGUGAGGAUGAAAAAGAAGUCAAGGAGCGCAUUGCUGUCAGGGGAAAAGUUAACAACGUUGAAAACAGCGAAGAUCUAAAACUUCCUUGUGAAGCAACUAAAAAAAUCAUGUUAAGUAGCCCUACGAAGUCUGAACAGCCUGCAGACGCAGCCUCGUGA